This is a messenger RNA of Brachypodium distachyon (stiff brome), 2411 nucleotides long. RefSeq lists its product as uncharacterized. Lineage: Eukaryota; Viridiplantae; Streptophyta; Magnoliopsida; Poales; Poaceae. Bases 257 to 2167 code for a protein of 636 amino acids. The record is from RefSeq and is a predicted model, not a curated record. The transcript has 8 exons. Gene Ontology annotation, molecular function: ubiquitin binding.
AACAAUGGAGGAGGGCCUAAACGUAAACAUUUAGCGAUGGCCAGCCGGUAAAAGGCGUCAUCCCUCCCUGCUUCGUCCCUUCUCCUGCAAUCCUGCAUUCCUGCUACACUUCGUCUCGCCUCCUCCUCCCUCGCGCGAUCAAAGAGGAGCCCCAAACCCUAAUCUUUUUUCCCUCGGUGCCGUCUUAACCUCCAUCUGGUGCGGUGUUCCUGGAGUUCUUCGCAUAUCCUAAUUCCUCGGCUUCUAGGGUUUGGAGAUGGGCGACCACAUGGCCGUCUUCCGCUCGCUUCGUGAGCUCUUCCCUCAGGUUGAUCCUCGUAUGCUGAAGGCGGUGGCAAUAGAACACUGUAAAGAUGCUGAUUCAGCUGUGUUGGCCGUCCUUGAUGAGGUCAUGCCAUCUAUGACAGGCUCAGUCGGAAUUCCUAGCUUCCAUCAUGAAGCUGCGUUGCCUAUGGAGGAAUUUGUCAGAAAUUUAUCUGCUAAUCAUGGUGCAACGGGAAGUUCAUCAUCUGCUGGGCCUGAUGCGCGUGUUAACGAAGCUAAUGGAAGUGUUGAUUCUGCACAAGUCCCAUCUUCUACAGGGAUCAUAACUGAUAUGCAAGAAAUUGUACUUGGUGAACUAGAUGUGACUCCACCAUACAAAAUGAUGAGUGAACAGCUACACUUCCCUUCGCAUCAUGUCCUUGAACUUAAUGAUGAGAAAAAUGCUCUGAUCAUGGAUGAGUUAUUAUUUAAGUUUCCUUCUGAGAAUAACUUAGUCCAUUCAGAUAAUCCAAUUGGAUAUAUUGUUCAAUCACCAAUGGUAACAAGUCGGAAUGACAGCAUAAAUCUUAAUGCCGCACAAGUCCAAGAGCAAGAUUCUGACAUCAAAAUUCCAGUUGGGGAUUGUGUUCCCCAGGAUUAUUCUUUGAAGAAGUUUCAUUCUGAUUGUGCAGAUAUAGAUAGUUCCAUCUGGUUAAAGAUUCGUGGCGGUGUUUCUAAUAGUGAAGCCUCACCUGAAAUUCCAAGUAUUGAAAAAGAUGAUUUUGCACCUGUGCUCGAUUUUUCUGUUCCAUACAUCGGAGAAUCCUCUGUUGGGGCUGGUGGAGUCUUGGAACAGAAGGAUACUAACUAUGCUGGCAUUGAUUACAACAAGCAGCAUACCGAGGAUAGAGUUGAGCAUGGUGACACAUUCUUAUCUUCUAAAACCAACUUGCUUCCUGAUCUUAAUUUGAAUCCUGUUGCUUCCAUGGCUUCAACUCAUUCAAGCCAUUCUAUUAGUAUCAAGUCACUCAAGGAUUCCAUUGUUGAUGCCAAAAACAAGAAGAAUGAUUUGUUACCCUCUCUUGAACUGGUUACUAAGAUGAUAGGCGAUGUAGAACUUCUUGAAGAAAAGGCUGAAUUGGCAAAGCGUGAUUCAUCCAGUUCGUGUACAAGCAUUCUCACUAAAGUUGAGGAGCUCAAAGAAAUGUUGAAUCAUGCAAAAGAAGCAAAUGAUAUGCAUGCUGGUGAGGUGUUUGGUGAGAGAUCUAUUUUGACCACGGAGGCACGGGAGCUCCAAUCUCGACUUCAGAGGCUGUCAGACGAGCGGAACAGCUAUCUAGUUGUAAUUGAAGAGAUACGGCAAACUCUCGAGGAAAGAUUGGUUGCUGCACAACAGGAAAUUGAAUCAGCUGAGAAGGUAAAAGUUGAAAAAGAAGCUUCUGCUCAGGCAUUACUUAGUGAACAAGAAGAUCAGAUGAAUUCCAUUGUUGAAGAAUCAAGAAAGCUGCAGAAAGAAGCUGAGGAGAAUUUGAAGCUGAAGGACUUUUUGGUUGAGCGGGGUCGAAUUGUUGAUACACUGCAAGGUGAGAUGGCUGUGAUCUGCGAGGAUGUGUCGCAACUAAAGCGAAUAGUGGAUGAGCGCUUAUCAUGGAGCAAGUUGCAGCGAUCAACAAUUUCGAGCCUUUCUUCCUCGCUGCAUUCCUCACUGCACAGGAGUGAUAGUUCUUUAGAUAGGACUAUCGAAGCAGUUGAGUCUACAGAUAAGCAUACAGUCGCUGAAGGUGCAAGUCCGGUUGAAGAUACGGAUGUAAACGAGAGAAUGGUUGAAAUGCUAGCUGACCUUGAGAAUGAAGUUGCAAAUCCAGUGGUUAAAGGCAAUAGCAAGAAGCGGGAGUCCAACGAGGAGGGUUGGGAGUUUUGCUGAACUUCAGAGUGGCAGUGUUGCCCGAAUGUCCUUGAUAAACAUGAGAGAUAAUAAUCAAAAUAAACGGUCUACCCAUCUUGUUUUCUAUGCAAAUUUAGUGGACUUUUGAUUCUAGGACUUGUUAUGGGAUAGCAUUUGGUCUUUUGAGGGGAUGACCGAAAACAGCGGCAUUUGACAGUAGUUCAUGAUAUUGUAUAUAUGGAGAUCUUAGCUUAAUCUAUAUAAAAGAUAACGUCAGUUCAAA